Acanthochromis polyacanthus (spiny chromis) is the source of this 3775-nucleotide messenger RNA. Its product is annotated as protein-glutamine gamma-glutamyltransferase K-like. The record is from RefSeq and is a predicted model, not a curated record. NCBI's taxonomy places the organism in Eukaryota, Metazoa, Chordata, Actinopteri, Pomacentridae. Gene Ontology annotation, molecular function: protein-glutamine gamma-glutamyltransferase activity. Bases 1 to 2364 code for a protein of 787 amino acids. The transcript has 13 exons. Gene Ontology annotation, biological process: peptide cross-linking.
AUGCCUGUGGAGACCCGAUCAAUAAGAGACAGAUCGGCAGUAGGACGAUUUCCAUCUGUCACGCUUGGAUUUGGGGACGACACAGAAGAUGAAAAUAAAGAAACAGAAGAAGAAGAUGUUGAAAAAGAGAAUGCAUGUCGCCGGUGGCUGCGCAAAGUCUGCCCCUGCUGCUGUCCGCAACCAAAUGACGAUGACCUGACUGACACUGUGGUCACAGGGAUUGAUGAUCUGGAUAAGGACAAUGGGACAGACGGCGAGAAGCCUGAGACUGGUGACAACGAGCUUGAUGAACUCCUUCUGAAAGUGCGAUCAAUAGACCUGAUGAAAAGCAAAUCUGGGGUCAACCGUACGGAGCAUCACACAAAUCUCUACCAAAGUGACAACUUCAUUGUCCGUAGAGGUCAGAAUUUCCAGAUGUGGAUAACCCUGUCUCGACCCUUCAACCCCAGCACUGAUGAGCUUCAUCUUAAUCUUAAAACAGGGUCGCUGCCAGCUGUGUCAAAGGGAACCCAUGUUAUUGUCCCUUUGGUGGAGGAGCUGCAGGGCGAUCGCUGGGAGGCUGCUGUGGUGAAACAGGACGACAAAAGGAUAAAGCUAUCAGUGAGUUCUUCACCCACCGCGGUUAUUGGUCGAUAUCAGCUCACAGUGGAAACAAAUGGUGCGAAUGGCCAGGCUGUUUCCACACACGACCCUGCUAAUGACAUCUACAUGUUGUUCAACCCCUGGUGUGAAGAUGACUCCGUGUUCAUGGACUCUGAAGAGGAAAGACAGGAGUAUGUCCUAAAUGAUAUCGGAAGAAUCUACUACGGUACCCAGAACCAGAUUGGAGUGAGAACAUGGAACUACGGACAGUUUGAUGAUGGGAUUCUUGCCGCCUGCCUCUUUGUCCUGGAAAAGAGUGGAACUCCAGCAUCGGGUUGGGGAGACCCAGUUAGUGUGGUGCGAAUCAUCUCAGCCAUGAUAAACUCCCCUGAUGACCGCGGUGUCCUGGAGGGAAACUGGUCAGGAGACUAUUCGCUUGGAACUACCCCAACAAUGUGGAGUGGAAGUGUGGAAAUCCUGACUGAAUACCAUAAAAACAAUGGCACCCCAGUUAAAUAUGGCCAGUGUUGGGUCUUUGCUGGGGUCUUUACUUCGGUUUUACGAUGUUUAGGAAUCCCCGGUCGAACUGUGACCAACUUCAGCUCAGCUCACGACACAGAUGUCUCCUUGACGACAGAUGUAUACCUGGAUGAAAACCUGGAGCCCAUCGAGCACCUCAACGCAGACUCUAUCUGGAACUUCCAUGUGUGGAGCGACUGCUGGAUGGCCCGUCCAGACUUGCCUCCAGGUAACGGAGGCUGGCAGGCUGUCGAUGCCACGCCUCAGGAGACCAGCCAGGGCACCUUCCGCUGUGGUCCUGCUUCCCUCACCGCUGUCCGCAAUGGUCAGGUCUUCCUCAAGCACGACUGUCCCUUUGUGUUUGCUGAGGUGAACAGCGAUAAAAUCUACUGGCAGAGAAAUGCAGAUGGGACCUUCAGUCAGAUCUAUAGUGAGAAAAAGGUCGUGGGACACUUGAUCAGCACCAAGGCUGUCGGCUCUGAUGAACGCUAUGAUAUUACACACCUUUACAAACAUCCUGAAGGCUCAUCACAGGAACGCAUUGCUGUGGAGACAGCAUGUAGCUAUGGCUCCAAAGCAGAGGCCUAUUCAUCUCCAACUGCAGAAGACAUCUCUGUGGAAGUCCUCAUGGAUGGUGAAGGCCCUCAAAUGGGAGGGGAUGCAGAACUGAACAUUGUGUUGCGAAACAGCAGCUCAGAAAAACGCAAUGUCACCCUGCACAGUCAGGUGUCAGUCAUGUACUACACCGGAGUCCACAAAUCUAUGGUCAGAAAGGACGAGACAGAUGUGGAAGUGCUGCCAAAUGAGGAGAAGACUUUUGAGUGGAUCCUAGAAUACAAAGACUACAAGAACCAGCUGAUAGAUCAGGCUGCCCUGAUGCUGACACUGUCGGGUAGAGUCAAAGAAACACAGCAAGUUCUGGCCACUCAGUUCAGUUUCCGACUCAGGACCCCAAACCUUAUUAUAAAGCCAAUCGGUAAAGCCGUAGUAGGGGAGAAGAUGGCAGUAGAGAUUUCAUUUACCAACCCUCUACCCCAGGUGCUGAAGGCAGUGGUAUUCCACGUGGAAGGACUAGGCCUUCUACCUGCUCGAAAAAUAAGUUAUGGAGAUAUUGGCAGCCAUGCCUCCGUGUCUCUCACUGAACACUUCGUGCCCACCCUUCCCGGACUGAGGAAAUUAUUGGCUUCAUUGGACUGCAAGCAGCUCACACAAGUUCACGGUGUGAGUGACAUCAACGUGGAGGACAAAAGUAACGCCGCUUAAUAGCGACCUGCACUGAAUUUUGAUACUCAUUUCUUUUAUAUAGCCACUGAUUCUCUUAGUGUCUUUGUGAAGUCAUUUUCCAUUUAUUUAUUAGACUCUCCAGAAAAACGCGGGCAAAAAUCCUUGAUUCCGCGGGCUAAAAUCCUUGAUUAUGCGAAUACAUAUGCAGGGUUUUUAUGCCAUUUUAUGCGGGGAAAUUGCGGAAGGUUACAAAGUAUGCGAAUAGUUGUGAAAUAUGCAAAAAGAUGCGAAAUAUGUAAGAACUGGGAAAAAGGUGAUUCUUCUCCUACAUCCUGUUACUAGGACACACACAUCCCUUACUGAGAUUAAAACACUUUCCUAUUCCUUUUUUAAGAAAUUGUAAUUAGGGUUUAACCACACACUCGCAUACACACCCCGGUGCGCUCCUUCACUAACACACACAGACACCCACACAACACACUCACACAGCACACUCCCUGGAGAAGUCGUGGAGAAGUGCUGCAACACGGUCGAUUUUCUUCAGUGCUCCAGAACAAUGUUGCACGGGGUGCAAAAAAGUUUCCCCCUCCCACUUCCGUGCAGUAAAUCUGGGUACUGUUUUGCCCGGUCUCUGGCUGAAAUAUUCGUAGGUAAAUGUGAUCUUUGAGCAUUCGCCAUUCUUGUUUUUCGUCUCUGAGCACCGCGCUCCGCAUCAGCUCGUGCUUCUAGUGUGUGUGUGAAUGCGCGAACUGAUGAUGUCAGGCCAGGCGUCACAUAAAAACUCACUCACAACUCCAUUUAUAUUGGUUAUAGUUUUCUCAUUUUAUGCGGAAAUUGUGAAAUAAGCGGGACCCGCAUAUUUCUCUUUUUUUUUGUGGAAAUGUGAGAUUCUUGCGGGAAUUAUGCGCUGUUUUGCAGGGAUUAUGCUGCCUUUUGGGAAAUAAUUGACCCCCGCAUAAUCAGCGGCAUUUUGGUGAUUAAUGUGGAAAUUCAUGCGAUUGCAUAAUCGCGUUUUUCUGGAGGGUCUAAUUUAUAUUGAAAGCCAGUAUUUAUAUGUACAAAGAUGUUACAUUACGGUACAUUGCAGCAGAUUAAUCAUUACAAAGAGACAACUAAUCAUUAAACAUCUAAGAGCAUUGUGCUAUUUGUGUGGUGUCACUUCAGAAAAGACAGAACCUUUUAGAUAAUAUGAAACCCAAUAUUAACUUGCAGCAAAUGGUACAGAGGGUCCUGCAGCACGCUUCUACCACAUGCAGGUGAGUAGAGUGCAACUAUGAUUACUGUACUUGAGUCCCACUGAUGUUGCAGAAGUUGUAAAGUGGCAGCUUGAAUGAAAAAAAUGUGUCUUUGUAAAGACAGAAAAGAUGUUUGCUUACAUAUAUAUAUAUAUAUACAUACUGUAUAUUUAUUUUGUUUUUUUUUGCCGUGUGAUGACAAUAAAGUGUUUUAU